AUGCAAGACGAGCAGCUCCUUCAGGAUGCAGGUGAGCAGUCCCGGAGUGAUAGCGAGACUGACAGCAGCGAUGGCUCGGAUGCGGAUUCGGAUGCAGUCGACAACCAUGGGAGCCCGCGAACAUUCCGUGGCAUGGCGCGAGCACUGCAGAAGGCAGCUGAUGAAGAUUCUGAUGACUCGGAUGUUGGCGAAGUUGUCGAACAGCAAUCCUCGAGUGCUGGCAUUCCUCCGCGAUGUAUUCGUUGCUUCUUUAGGAGAAAGCGUCUAUUCACGAUCAAGAAAUUGUUCAAUUGGUCAGUGGAGGUCGGAUGA
Molecule: messenger RNA, 312 nt
Organism: Sparassis crispa
Lineage: Eukaryota; Fungi; Basidiomycota; Agaricomycetes; Polyporales; Sparassidaceae
Exons: 2
Coding region: 1-312 (103 amino acids)
Source: RefSeq, a predicted model, not a curated record